This is a messenger RNA of Cavia porcellus (domestic guinea pig), 4008 nucleotides long. RefSeq names its product dermatan sulfate epimerase (gene Dse). Gene Ontology annotation, molecular function: chondroitin-glucuronate 5-epimerase activity. The coding region runs from base 339 to 3212 and encodes 957 amino acids. The record is from RefSeq and is a predicted model, not a curated record. The transcript has 7 exons. NCBI's taxonomy places the organism in Eukaryota, Metazoa, Chordata, Mammalia, Rodentia, Caviidae.
GGAGGCUGCCGCGCGUCUCGGGGCGCGGGUCCCGGCACCGUGGCGCGGCGGGCGCGCUGAGGCCGGGCGGAGCGCGGGGACCGGGCGUCCUGCGGGGACGCGUGGCGGGCGCGAGCCGAGCGGGCGGCGGCGGGAGCGGUAGCUUUUGAAGACCUCUGUUGCAUGUAAUCAGUGGUGCUUUGCACUACAGAAAAGACAGGAGUAACUUAGCGUCUCCAUGAGCACAUGGGCUCCACCUCACACCCCUUGUGGAUCCUCAGAGGAACAAAAUAAGUUGUAAGAAAGGAUCUUUCAAAGAUGAUCUGGCUGCCCUGGAGACUUGGAGAUCUGAUGUCACAAUGAGGACUCACACACGGGGGGCUCCCAGUGUGUUUUUCAUAUGUCUGCUUUGCUUGGCGGCAGCCCGCACCACAGACGAGAACCCUGAAGUCAUGAUCCCCUUUACCAACGCCAACUACGACAGCCACCCCAUGCUGUACUUCUCCAGGUCGGAGGUGGCGGGGCUGCGGCUCCAGGCCCAGGGCUCCCACGAGCACAUCGCGGCCAGGCUCACGGAGGCUGUGCACACCAUGCUGUCCAGCCCCCUGGAGUACCUCCCUCCCUGGGACCCCAAGGACUACAGCGCCCGCUGGAAUGAAAUCUACGGGAACAACCUGGGCGCCCUGGCAAUGUUCUGUGUGCUGUACCCGGACAACCUGGAAGCCCGGGACAUGGCUAGAGACUACAUGGAGAGGAUGGCGGCACAGCCUAGUUGGUUGGUGAAAGAUGCUCCUUGGGAUGAAGUCCCGCUGGCACACUCCCUGGUGGGCUUUGCCACUGCCUAUGACUUCUUAUACAACUACCUGAGCACGAUGCAGCAGGAACGGUUUCUUGAAGUGAUUGCCAAUGCCUCGGGAUAUAUGUAUGAGACCUCCUACAGGAGAGGAUGGGGCUUUCAGUACCUGCACAAUCACCAGCCCACCAACUGCAUGGCUCUGCUCACAGGAAGUCUCAUUCUGAUGAACAAAGGGUAUCUACAGGAAGCAUAUUUAUGGACCAAACAAGUCCUGACCAUCAUGGAGAAAUCCCUGGUCUUGCUCCGAGAGGUGACUGAUGGCUCCCUUUAUGAAGGAGUGGCCUAUGGCAGCUACACCACCAGGUCUCUGUUCCAGUACCUGUUCCUCGUGCAGAGGCACUUCGGUAUCAACCACUUCGGCCACCCUUGGCUUAAACGCCACUUUGCAUUUAUGUAUCGAACUGUCUUGCCAGGGUUUCAAAGAACUGUGGCGAUUGCAGACUCAAACUACAACUGGUUUUACGGUCCAGAAAGCCAGCUGGUGUUCUUGGAUAAAUUUGUCAUGCGCAAUGGCAGCGGGAACUGGCUGGCCGACCAAAUCAGAAGGCAGCGGGUGCUGGAGGGCCCGGGAACCGCAUCCAAAGGGCAGCGCUGGUGUACUCUGCACACGGAGUUUCUCUGGUAUGACGCCAGCCUGAAAUCAGUUCCUCCUCCAGAUUUUGGCACCCCCACAUUGCAUUAUUUCGAAGACUGGGGUGUUGUUACUUACGGAAGUGCGCUGCCCGCAGAAAUCAAUCGGUCUUUCCUUUCCUUCAAGUCAGGGAAACUUGGGGGACGUGCAAUAUUUGACAUUGUCCACAGAAACAAAUACAAAGAUUGGAUCAGAGGCUGGAGGAAUUUUAAUGCGGGGCAUGAGCAUCCUGACCAGAACUCCUUUACGUUUGCCCCCAAUGGUGUGCCUUUUAUCACUGAGGCGCUCUACGGGCCCAAGUACACCUUCUUCAACAACGUUCUGAUGUUUGCUCCGGCGGUGUCCAAGAGCUGCUUUUCUCCCUGGGAAGGUCAGGUCACUGAAGACUGCUCAUCCAAAUGGUCUAAAUACAAGCAUGACCUGGCAGCUAGCUGUCAGGGGAGAGUGGUCGCAGCGGUGGAAAAAGAUGGGGUGGUGUUCAUCCGGGGAGAGGCCGUGCGAGCUUACAACCCCCAGCUGAAGCUGAAGAACAUUCAGAGGAAUCUGAUCCUCCUCCACCCUCAGCUUCUCCUGCUGGUGGACCAGAUCCACCUAGGGGAGGAGAGCACCCUAGAGACGGCAGCGAGUUUCUUCCACAAUGUGGACGUUCCUUUCGAGGAGACGGUGGUAGAUGGGGUCCACGGGGCGUUCAUCAGGCAGCACGAUGGUCUGUAUAAAAUGUACUGGAUGGACGAUACUGGCUACAGUGAGAAAGCAACACUUGCCUCAGUGACUUAUCCUCGGGGCUAUCCCUACAAUGGGACAAACUACGUCAAUGUCACCAUGCGGCUCCGCAGGCCCGUCACCAGGGCAGCUUACCUCUUCAUAGGGCCGUCAGUGGAGGUGCAGAGCUUCAGCAUCCAUGGGGACCGGCAGCGGCUCGAUGUGUUCAUCGCCACCAGCGAACAUGCCUACACCACUUACCUGUGGACGGCGGAGGCCACGGGGCCCUCUGCCUUUGCACAUGUCAUCGCAGACCACCGGAAAAUCCUGUUUGACCAGAGUUGUGCCCUCAAGAGCGCCAGUGUCCCUGAGGUGAAGGACUACGCUGCCAUCGUGGAGCAGAACCUGCAGCAUUUUAAGCCAGUGUUUCAGCUGCUGGAGAAACAGAUCCUGUCCCGAGUCCGGAACACAGCGAGCUUUCGGAAGACUGCAGAGCGCCUGCUGAGGUUUUCGGAUAAGAGACAGACGGAGGAGGCCAUUGACAGGAUUUUUGCAAUAUCGCAGCAGCAGCAGCAAAGCAAGGCAAAGAAAAGCCGAAGGGGAGGCAAACGCUAUAAAUUCGUGGAUGCCGUCCCUGAUAUUUUUGCACAGAUUGAAGUCAAUGAGAAAAAGAUUCGACAGAAAGCUCAGAUUUUGGCCCAGAAAGAACUCCCCAUAGAUGAAGAUGAGGAAAUGAAAGACCUUUUAGAUUUUGCAGAUGUAACAUACGAAAAGCAUAAAAACGGGGGCUCGAUCAGGGGUCAGUUUGGGCAGGCACAGAUGGCGGCCACGACUCAUGGCAGAGCCCCGUCUCUGUCCGCUUCAUACACGAGACUGUUCUUAAUCCUGAACAUUGCAAUUUUCUUUGUCAUGUUGGCAAUGCAGCUGACUUACUUCCAGAGAGCCCAGAGUCUGCAAGGCCAACGAUGUCUUUACGCAGUGCUCCUGAUAGACAGUUGCAUCUUACUGUGGCUGUAUUCCUCCUGCUCUCAGUCGCAGUGUUAGCACUGAAGCUGUGACCUGCUUGAUCCUUCUGUGAUCCCAAGAGUCUGUGCAAAAAAAAAAAAAUCCUUGCUCCAGUUACUGAAAUUUUUUCUCAGAUUUGUUUUCACAAAUUAAGGGCAGAUAUUUUUGCAUGAGAAAGGGCUUGGAGAAAUCAGAACUGGAGCAAGCCAAGAAUGUAUCAAAGCUAGGAAAGUAACUUGAUUGUCCCCUGGAGUUUCUGGAGUUCAGCAGUCCUGGUGGUACUACUUUUAGAAAGAUAAAAGAAGUCUGUUUUUUUUUUUUUUUUCUUGAAAGAAAGAAAGAUUUAGAUAAAACUGGGUUUUAUUAUGAUUAAUUUAAUGCUAUUGGUAAUUUCCAGAUACUAUUUUAUGGAAAAGACUGAAGCACACAGUUGUAAGAAAUAUAGACUUUUAAAGAAUGAAUGACAGCUUUUGUUAAUACAGGACCUGAGUGAUUAUUCAUAUAAUCUAAUAAAAAGGAUGGCAGAUGAUCAUUAAAAACUUCUUUGUUGUCAGUAGCAAACAAGUAUGCAAAUGAGUAUUUGCUUGGGGAUGUUUGUCUCUGCGGGCAUCUAAUUGGUUGGUUUAAUGCAUUCAUUGGUAUUUCAAUAAGCAAGACAAUUAUAGAUAGAAAACUGUUAUAGAUGUAGUGACUAAACUUUUCAAAAUAAAAUUUUUAUAUCCUGAAUUUCUAUACCAAAGAAUAUGGGGAAUCUAAUCUGGCUAUGAUUCUUAUGUUUUUUUAAUAGAAAACUUUCUUCAAGUUUAUUUUGCUAAAUAAAUAGAGCAUAAUUUUU